This is a messenger RNA of Guillardia theta CCMP2712, 1083 nucleotides long. RefSeq lists its product as hypothetical. The coding region runs from base 1 to 1083 and encodes 360 amino acids. NCBI's taxonomy places the organism in Eukaryota, Cryptophyceae, Pyrenomonadales, Geminigeraceae. The record is from RefSeq and is a predicted model, not a curated record. The transcript is spliced from 12 exons.
AUGAUGCCAGACUUCCUUACAAGAUGGGGAAUGAGAAGGCUCCUCGAGACAAACCUGGUACACCGAAUUCCUCCUCCUCUCUCUCUCCCUCCCUCCCUCCCUCCCUCCCCUCCCUUCCUCCCUCUGUGCGUUCUUGCGAUCAUCGUGGGAAGCAAAGCAGCUGUUGACUGUGACGUUUUCAAGGUGCCGAAGGACGUCGAAGUUCAGCGGUCAAGCUUCAUGGAGUACGUGGAGAGCCUGAAGAAACUUCCAAUCGCCAUGAACACAGCCGAUGCGAAUGACCAGCACUACGAACUCCCUCCAGAGUUCUUUUUCCCCAUCAUGGGAGAUCGUCUCAAGUACAGCUGCUGCAUCUUCAAGCCCAGCACGCACCUAGACGACAUCAACACGGCUGAGGUGAGAACAGGCGUGUCCUCGUACCUGCUGACUAGCUGCUUGCAGAUCGACUCCCUCCGACAGGUUGAGGAGAGGGCCGAGCUAGUGGACGGGCUUGACAUCCUCGAGCUGGGGUGUGGAUGGGGAUCACUGUCGCUGUACAUGGCGGAGAGAUUUCCAAAGUCGAGGAUUACCUCGGUUUCAAACUCGAAUGGACAGAGACAGCACAUCGAGGCCCGAGCAAAAGAACGCGGGCUGAAAAAUCUCACAGUGAUCACAUGCGACAUGAACAACUUCGAAGCUCCCGAGGGCAAGCGUUUCGAUCGCAUCUGCAGCAUUGAGAUGUUCGAGCACAUGAAGAAUUAUGACACUCUGAUGGGCAAGUGCGUCAAGUGGUUGAAGCCAGGAGGGAAAAUGUUUAUCCACAUCUUUGUGCACAAGCAUCUCGCAUACAAUUUUGAAACUGAAGGAGAUGACAACUGGAUGGGAAAAUACUUCUUCACCGGAGAGGUCUGGCUUCGUAGGAUGGAUCGUAACAUGAAGACUAUCCGCCCCAUCCUUUCCAAGGUGUAUGGAGAGGAGAACGUCACGCUCUGGACGGCCAGGUGGAGGGGCUUCUUCCUCGCAUGCUCGGAGCUUUUCAACUACAACCGCGGCAACGAGUGGUACGUCAGCCACUAUCUCUUUGAGAAGCCAUCGAACAUGUAA